This is a messenger RNA of Drosophila willistoni, 3233 nucleotides long. It is a transcript of the gene Eaat2, whose product is annotated as excitatory amino acid transporter. Lineage: Eukaryota; Metazoa; Arthropoda; Insecta; Diptera; Drosophilidae. The record is from RefSeq and is a predicted model, not a curated record. The transcript has 7 exons. Gene Ontology annotation, biological process: L-glutamate transmembrane transport. Gene Ontology annotation, molecular function: glutamate:sodium symporter activity; neutral L-amino acid transmembrane transporter activity; L-glutamate transmembrane transporter activity. Gene Ontology annotation, cellular component: plasma membrane. Bases 320 to 2020 code for a protein of 566 amino acids.
GCUAAUUGAAAAUUGAAAACUCUUACAACGGCUACAGCAGUGCAACGCAUUUUGAAAUUGUUAAUGCAACAGCAAUUAAAAUUGCUGCGAAAAUUUUACCAACAAUCGGCAUUAGCAAAACGUUAAUCAUACACAUUGAAGGAAAGCCAAAGGAAAAACAAGAACUUGAAAUCAAAUCGAGAGAAAGAAAUCCAAAGCAUUGACAAGUGAUUAGGGUUGUGUGAUAGUGAGUGUGAGUACGAGUGCGAAGCCGUCAUCAAUCAUCGGCUCAAUCCUGGGUAAUUUGUGGUUAAUAGUCAAAGAUUAUCUCUUUGCAAAAAUGGGACCACCGAAUGUAGCUUCGGCGGUUCACGGCACCGAAUUGCCGCCCAAGACCACCGAACGCAGCGACGCACCGUUGGAGGAACUAACCGGCUACCGGAAAUGGCUAAGCGACAAUCUAAUGCUUCUAGUAACGCUUUCGGGUGUCUUGCUGGGAGUCGUUUUGGGCCUUUCACUGCGUCCCUUGCACUUGCAUGGCGAUUCAAUUAUGCUGAUUUCAUAUCCGGGCGAGCUUUUUAUGCGGGUCCUUAAGCUGAUGAUUCUGCCGCUGGUUAUUUCCAGUUUAAUUGCCGGAUCGGCUAGUCUGAAUGCCAAAAUGAAUGGAAAAAUUGCCUUGCGAACUCUUGUGUACUUUGCCAGCACUUCGUUUUUCAAUGCCGCCUUGGGCAUAGCUCUUGUUAUGCUCAUACAUCCUGGUAAUCCGGAUUUGCAUAAUGCCGAUGAUCGAUCAACCGAUAAGAAGGCUGUGAAUUUAUUGGAUAGUCUUUUAGAUUUGGGCAGAAACGUCUUUCCGGACAAUCUGUUUCAGGCAUCAAUUCAACAGGCUCACACUGUGUACUUGCCCAAGCCGAGCAUCCUGCACAACUUCAAUGAAUCCUUACUGAACGACACAGCUGCUCUGCUAACUGGAAGCGUGGAGGCACAGCGUCAGCAACUGGAGGAUGUUGAGGAAGUGGUUCUCGUUCGCGAUGUCCAAUAUCGCAGUGGCACCAACACCUUGGGCAUUGUGUUCUUUUGCCUAGUGUUUGGAACAUUUCUGGGGACCAUCGGACAGAAGGGUCAAGUAGUGGUUGACUUUUUUGCCGCCGUCUUUGAGGUGAUCAUGAAAAUGGUGACCUGCGUGAUGUGGUUAACCCCGGUGGGCAUCAGUUCGGUCAUCGCUGGCAAAAUAUUGAGUGUCGAUAAUUUGAGCCUGGUGAUGGCUCAACUCAUCUGGUUCAUCAUCACGGUGGCCAUUGGUGUGAUCAUCUAUCAGUUGGUCGUGAUGCAGGCGAUCUACUUUGUGUUUGUGCGUCGCAAUCCCUUCAAGUUCUACGCUGGCCUCAUCCAGGCCAUGUUGACCGCCUUUGCUACAGCCUCAACUGCUGCCGCUCUACCCAUCACAUUCCGUUGCAUGAACGAGAAACUGCGCGUGGAUGCCAGGAUUACCCGAUUCGUCCUGCCCAUUGGCUGCAACAUUAACAUGGAUGGCACAGCCCUUUAUAUAGCCGUGGCCUCCAUUUUCGUUGCCCAAAUGAGCGGAAUGGCUUUGGGCUGCGGUGAACUCCUGACGGUGCUCUUGACCUCGACGGCUGCUUCGAUGAGUUCUGCUAGUGUGCCCAGUGCCGCAUUGGUCCUUCUUCUGGUGGUCCUUUCGGCCAUUGAUGCCCCCGUACAGGAUGUGACUCUACUUUUCGCCGUCGAUUGGUUUGUUGAUCGUAUUCGCACUACCAACAAUAUGCUGGGCGAUUGCUAUGCCGCCGCUGUGGUUGAGGAGCUCUCGCGCAAAGAGCUAAUGGCUCUGGAUGCUGCUGGAGUUAAUUAUCAGGAUCUUCCUGCUGGUACACCCAAUGGAAACGGCCUACAUGAAGGUCAAACGGAACUGGAGACAACCUCAAAUAAAUGUGUGAUGACCGAUUCGGUGGUUGUGGACAUGAGUGCCGUCAUGAACAAUGUCAAUCUUCAGCAGGAGCACAGCAACAACAAUCGCAGGGUCUAAAUGAGGAUGGCCUAUAAUAGUAGUAGUAGUGGGUCAGGCCCUGGACCAUUAAUACAUAUAGACCGACCAACCGACCGACCGAUCGACCAACCAAACCAUAGUGUUCCCCCGCUCCAUUUGAUAUAGACCGAAUUUGUAAUGUUAAUUUUGAGAAGACUGUCUUCUAAAUAAGUAAACAAAAACUUCGAAACCCACCCAAAUGCAAAUGCAACAAUAUAUGUAUAUCCAAGAGGUCUGACCAAAAAUUAUAUACCAACCAACAAGAAAGAAGAUAUAAACUGUAACUUCUCUUCGGAACACCGAAGUUUCAUAUACAUAACUCUGCAGAGCUUCGCAGCUAAUCCAGACACAGACCGAUAGUAACUCCAAUUUUAACUUUAUACUCGCAUUGCUCCGAUCUAUCAGGGUCUGCAGAGUUAUAGAAUUAAUAUCAAUAGCAAUUUACUUAGUCUGUUCCAAAUAUACAACUCUCAACAUCUGUUAGGAAACCACAUACAUACAUACAUACGUAUAUACACAUAGAUUUUACUAAAACUAUAUAUAUCGAAAAAUAUUCAUAAUAGAAAUAACCAAAUAUUCUAAAGAAUACACUUUGUAGGAAACAAUUUAAUCACCAAUUAACCAGAGAACAGAGAAAAGAAAGCAAAUAUUUGUGCCCUUUAGUUAAAGGGGGUCGAGGCAUGAAGAGAAACGAUUUUAUGUGAUGCAAUCUAAUCUAUAUGUUUUGUAUAUUAUGGGUAUUAUUUUAAAGGAUUUUAACUAUAUUAUUUUAGGGGAUGGGCAGCUUUUUAUAUACCGAAAUGCGUAUAUGUAUGUCUUGUGAUUGAUCUAUGUAUAAUGUGACAAGUUUUCGAUUGAUAAUUGAGUUUGUUAUUGAUUUUGUUACAAUAUCGAUUGAGUACGCAGUAGUUUUUAAGCAACGGAUGGAAGAUUUAGAUUUAGUUUUUUGAAUGUGAAAAAACAAUCACAACUAAUUAUUUUUGUUAUGGUUUGAUUAAUUAAUUAACACCGACACCCACACAUGCAUUAGUAGACUGAUAGCAGACUUAGUACGAGAUCCAUAAUCUAAAAAGUACUACCUAUAUACAUAUAUUGAUGAUAUACAUAUAUAUAAUAUCAAACCCAAUCCUAAACCAACUUAUAUCCAAAAACCAAUUCAAUUUGUACGCAUACGCAAAACAACAAUAAAAGUAAUAUGUAAUGAUUACAGUCA